AAGCGGGAAACAGAUUUUUUGUUUCCUUUGUUUUCAAUUACGUGAACAUUUAAAGGUUGAUUUUUAAUUGUUAUUCAUUUAUUGUUGAUUACUUGCAUUUACACUUUUGUUUAACUGGGAAUUCAGAUAAAUUGAUUUACAUCAACAUGGAUGAUGAUUUAAUUUGGGACGAAGAAAUUGCUGAAGAAAUUGAAGAAGAUUCUCCAAUUGAUGUCGGUCCAGAAGCUUUGAUUGAAGUGGAAGAAGACGCUUCUCAUGUGAAAUGGUCUCGUAAUGAUGCACCUUCACUCGAUUCGUCAACUACUCCACUAAUUUUCCAACAAAUUGAAAUAGAUCAUUACAUUGGGGAUCAUAAAGAAGGUAUGCCGGGUGUUGUUAACUCUGUCGGGCCCAUAAUGCGUGUUUAUGGUAUUACAAUGGAAGGUUAUUCGGUUAUGGCUCAUGUUCAUGGGUUUACUCCUUACUUUUACAUCGUGGCUCCUCCAGGAUUUAAAGAGGAACAAUUACCCAACAUGCAAAAGAAAUUAAAGACCUUAGCUCUUACCGAUAAAAGAAAUGACGCUAUUAAUGAGCCUAUUCUACAAUUGGAGCUUGUAAAUAAAGCGAACAUGUAUGGUUAUGGUAACAAUGAGAAGAUUCCAUUCAUCAAAAUCACUGUUGCUGUUCCAUCUCUUGUUGGUUCUGUUUCUCGAAUUUUAGAAAGAUCUGGAGGAAUGUUCGGAUUUCCAGCAGAUAUCCAGUGUUUCGAGAGUAACAUUGACUUUGACAUUCGUUUCAUGGUUGAUACCAAAGUUGUCGGCUGUAAUUGGAUUGAACUUCCAGUUGGUAAAUAUAAGGUUCGAGCUGAUAAGUUGACAAAGCUUUCUCGUUGUCAAUACGAGGUUGACAUUGCUUGGAAUGAUUUUAUUUCUUAUGCACCCGAAGAUGAAUGGUCGAAAGUUGCUCCAUUUAGAAUCUUGUCUUUCGACAUUGAAUGUGCCGGUCGAAAAGGAAUUUUCCCUGAACCAGAAAAAGAUCCAGUCAUCCAAAUAGCGAACAUGGUUAUUCGUCAAGGUGAAAAGGAACCUUUUCUUCGAGUCAUUUUUACUCUUGGCACUUGUGCUCCAAUUGUGGGAACUGUUGUCAUGUCUUACAAGAAGGAAGAAGAUCUUUUAAAAGCUUGGGCUGAGUUUGUUCGAACUGUUGAUCCCGAUAUUCUAACUGGUUACAAUAUUCAGAAUUUCGAUCUUUACUAUUUAAUCAACAGAGCUGCAACAUUGAAAGUUAAAACAUUCCCCUACCUUGGUCGCGUUAAAACAUCAGUUUCUCGAGUAAAGAAAAAGAUUCUACAAUCAAAGCAGCUCGGAAAACGAGAAAAUAAAGAUAUAAACAUCGAGGGUCGAGUUCAAUUUGAUUUGUUGUUGGUUCUUCUGAGAGAAUACAAACUGAGAUCUUAUACUUUGAACGCUGUUUCUUAUCAUUUUCUUACUGAACAAAAGGAAGAUGUUCAUCAUUCCAUAAUUACUGAUCUUCAAAAUGGCGACGAAUUGACUCGUCGUCGAUUAGCAGUUUACUGUUGCAAAGAUGCGCUUCUACCUUUACGUCUUCUCGAAAAACUCAUGUGUAUCAUCAAUCACAUGGAAAUGGCUCGUGUAACGGGUGUUCCUUUGAGUUUUCUUCUAGUUAGAGGACAACAGAUUAAAGUAGUGUCUCAGCUUCUUCGACAAGCAGCCGAUGAAGAUCUUCUAAUGCCCGCUAUGAAACCAGAACAAGGAGAUGAUUUCGCUGGUGCUUUAGUCAUUGAACCAAUUCGAGGUUAUUACGAUGUUCCGAUCGCAACUCUUGACUUUUCUUCCCUGUAUCCUUCUAUUAUGAUGGCUCACAAUUUAUGUUAUACUUCACUACUUCGACCUUCACAAUUGGCUAAGAUGAAUCCUGAUGAGUACAUAAAAACACCCGCAGGCGCUUAUUUCGUCAAAAGUAAAGUUCGAAAGGGAUUGUUACCUAGAAUUUUGGAGCAACUAUUAGGUGCUCGUGCUAAAGCAAAAGCUGAUUUGAAGAAAGAAACUGAUCCAUUUAAGAAAAAAGUUCUCGAUGGUCGUCAAUUAGCUCUAAAGAUUAGUGCCAAUUCUGUCUACGGUUUCACCGGAGCUCAAGUCGGUAAAUUGCCUUGUCUCGAGAUCUCUCAAUCCGUUACAGCUUUUGGUCGACAAAUGAUUGACCAAACCAAGAACAUUGUCGAAAAACAAUUCAAUUUAGCUAAUGGUUAUGUCGCUGAUUCUUUGGUUAUUUAUGGUGAUACUGAUUCAGUUAUGGUGAAAUUCGGAGUGUCAACAGUCGCAGAAGCCAUGAAACUUGGUAAAGAAGCGGCUGAUUUUGUGAGCGAACAAUUUAUCAAACCAAUUAAACUAGAAUUCGAAAAAGUUUAUUAUCCUUACCUGUUAAUCAACAAGAAACGAUAUGCUGGCCUUUAUUACACUCGACCAGAUAAAUUUGACAAAAUGGAUUGUAAAGGAAUUGAAACAGUUCGUCGAGAUAAUUGUCGAUUAGUGGCCAGUUUGAUCAAUACAAGUCUUCAGAAAUUAUUGAUUGAUCGUGAUCCCGAUGGAGCUGUUGCUUAUGCUCAACAAGUAAUUUCCGAUCUUCUUUGUAAUAAAGUGGACAUUUCGAAUCUUGUGAUUACCAAAGAAUUGACCAAAACAGAUAAAGAAUAUGCCGCAAAACAAGCACAUGUUGAAUUAGCACAUCGAAUGGCCAAACGUGACGCUGGAUCGGCGCCCAAAUUGGGAGAUCGUGUCCCUUAUGUGAUAAUCAAUGCUCCAAAAGGAACCGCUGCCUACAUGAAAUCGGAAGAUCCUUUGUACGUGUUGGAGAACAACAUUCCAAUCGAUACUCAAUAUUAUCUGGACAAUCAAAUAUCGAAACCAUUGCUCAGAAUUUUCGAGCCGAUUCUUGGAGAAAAAGCAGAAUCUGUCCUUCUCAAAGGAGAUCACACUCGAACCAAGAUCGUGGUCACUUCUAAAGUAGGAGCUCUUGCGAUGUUCACUCAAAAGAGAAACAAUUGUCUCGGAUGUCGAACAAUGUUGAGAGCAGAAGAUGAGAAAGAAUCACUUGUCGUGUGUAAACAUUGUCGAGAUCGAGAAGGCGAAUUGUUCCAAGGAGAAAUAAUUAAAAUGAAUCAAUUGGAAAUAAAGUUCAAUAAACUGUGGACUCAAUGCCAGCGAUGCCAAGGAAGCCUUUUAGAAGAGGUCAUUUGCACGGCGAAUGAUUGUCCGAUUUUCUAUAUGAGGAAAAAAAUCCAAAAGGAAGCGACCGAUCAGGAUAAGAUUAUCCAAAGAUUUGGUUACUAUCAGUGGUAAUUGUUGAUCUACAAUCUUAAGAUUAUAUUUUAUUAAUCAUCUCUCUUAAUGGUCAAGCUUGACCCUUUGUAAACUAUUUUAUUCUCGUGUUUUCUCAAUAAACGAGCUUCAACUUA
Molecule: messenger RNA, 3454 nt
Organism: Panonychus citri (citrus red mite)
Lineage: Eukaryota; Metazoa; Arthropoda; Arachnida; Trombidiformes; Tetranychidae
Gene: PolD1
Product: DNA polymerase delta catalytic subunit-like
Exons: 2
Coding region: 147-3338 (1063 amino acids)
Biological process (GO): DNA-templated DNA replication; DNA replication proofreading; base-excision repair, gap-filling
Cellular component (GO): delta DNA polymerase complex
Molecular function (GO): nucleotide binding; DNA-directed DNA polymerase activity; 3'-5'-DNA exonuclease activity
Source: RefSeq, a predicted model, not a curated record